AUGGCUCUCAUAGAAAUUGGAGCAAUUGGAGCACGCAUCAACAACUGUACUGGGCCUAUAUCUACCCUUCAAACAGAACUGUUUGCCAUACUCCUUGUUGCAACUCAAUGUGUCCAUGUAUCUAAGAUUUUAGCCAUGUAUAAACCAAGGGAAAAUCUAGAAAAUUUUGAGACCCCUGAGAAAGCUAGUAAAAUUGUCCAGCUUCAAGAAUUCAAGAAAUUUUCUGAUUCAGCUGAUGCUUUGCAAGCAGGAGUUGCACUGAAUGAAGGUAAAUUAUGUAAACCACUGAAGAAACUCUUGAAGAAGGUGUUUUCACAAGUAUCAAAUGAGGAACUGAUGGUAUGGGAUACAAAACUUGGAAUUUCAAUUAAGGAGAACUUUGAUGUGCAAUGUGUAACCAACAACACUGUGAGUGAGCUGAUGAGAUGUAUCAAGUCACAAGUGGAAGCUCUCAUCCCAGGCUUGCAGGAGAAGAACUGGCUGCUAUGUCAUUAGGACUUGGUCACAAUUUGGCUCGGUACAAGCUCAAAUUUU
This is a messenger RNA of Cherax quadricarinatus, 534 nucleotides long. The record is from RefSeq and is a predicted model, not a curated record. Lineage: Eukaryota; Metazoa; Arthropoda; Malacostraca; Decapoda; Parastacidae.